Molecule: messenger RNA, 817 nt
Organism: Boeremia exigua
Lineage: Eukaryota; Fungi; Ascomycota; Dothideomycetes; Pleosporales; Didymellaceae
Exons: 2
Coding region: 239-715 (158 amino acids)
Source: RefSeq, a predicted model, not a curated record
AGAACCACGGGCUUCCGCCCAUGCGCAGGGCGACUGAUAUCAGGCUUGAUGAGCUGCCAGGCAGACUCACUGCAUGGCUGUUGACAACCCAGCCACACCACCUCUUCACUGCUACUAGUCUUGACACUAAUGCAUCACUUUCGACUUCCACCUCAUCUUAAUCUGCGCUUUUCCUAACAUCUACAAGGGCAAUUUCACUCAUUGACCCCGGAUCCAAAUAGACGUUAUCGCGAGACUGAUGUGCGCAUUUCUCGAGACGCUGCUGGUGAAACUACAUACCCCUCCAAGCUCACGUCGUUCCCACACCCAGCAAUCCUACCAACAUUCACCAUUGCAUCCAACAAGCAAAGAAUUCCGACUACUUAGGUUCUGUUGCAAAGAUAUUUCUGAGUGUUCAGAAGUCAAAUGUGAACUGCGAAUAUUCGACCUCAAGUGGAUGGGAAGGUGGUCUGGCGCUCCAGCCCAAUAUACUGCGCUUUCCUAUACAUGGGGAACCUCUCUGUCUCGAAGUCGCUUGAUGAUCGAUGGUGCAUAUCUGGAAAUCGGUCCAAACUUGUACGCGUUCUGCAAGGAGUUCUGCCGCAGCCAGGUGUUUGAAGGCGCAGAAUCAAAGCUCUUGUGGCUGACGGCUUUCGAAGCCUCACACUUCUCGACUGCAUCGCGGCCUUCUCAACAGGCAAGUGUCAAGAUCCCUGAGACAAGACUUUCGGCAUGAUGGGGCUCGUUGGAUUCACUCAAAUCAUCCCGACCGAUUACAACCGCUCCAUCCAGGAUGUACUCAAGGAUGUUCUGUGCACCAUCAUCAGUACCCAGUUUG